Messenger RNA from Apis florea (little honeybee), 533 nucleotides. RefSeq names its product Multidrug-Resistance like Protein 1 (gene MRP). Gene Ontology annotation, molecular function: ATP hydrolysis activity; ATP binding; ABC-type transporter activity. Gene Ontology annotation, biological process: transmembrane transport. Lineage: Eukaryota; Metazoa; Arthropoda; Insecta; Hymenoptera; Apidae. The record is from RefSeq and is a predicted model, not a curated record. Gene Ontology annotation, cellular component: membrane.
UACUUUCUAAUUAUAAAUGCACCUCAAUACAUGUGUAACUGCAGAAAGGAACUUGCACAUGGUAUUAGGUAGAUGAUGUAAUAAAAAUCAGUAUUAUUGCUAAGAAAAUUAAUUUUUCAUUUUUUGAUUUAUAAUAUACAUAAAAUACAAAUAUUGCAAAAACUGAUAUAGUCCCUGAUAUAUAAUUAUCAGGUUUAAUGAUAUACCAAAGUUAUCACCAAUCAUUGUAGGCAUGACAGUGUUUGGAGGGGCAUUAUUCUUGGCAAAAGGAACAAUACGCGCUUCCGUGCAUCUCUUCGAGAGUACGUUGCAACGUGUUCUCCGGAAUCCAAUGUCAUUCUUUGACCAAACUCCAACUGGUCGAAUUCUUAAUCGACUCUCUAAAGAUACUGAUGUCAUUGAUAAUACGCUGCCAUCCAUACUGCGUUCUUGGAUUACUUGCCUCUUUGGGUUUAUAUCCACUUACGCAGUGGCUAUAUUUAAAAACAAAAAUUCUAAUCUCAUUCAUAUAUAAUUACUCAUUUUACAUUUAC